AUGAGUGGCAUAUCGAAUUUAUUGAAUUCAGAGGAUUUAGUGAAUGCUCCCAAGAAGACAAUUGCACAUUUUUCAGACGGAGAUACCACUAAGGGUGCAAUCACUCCACCACAUACAUCAUCGUUACAAUCGUCACCACAAUUGCCUUCAAUUUCAGAAUCAGAAUCAGAAGUAUCUACACAAUCAAAGACAAGUUAUAAGCCUUUAGUGAGGUUAAGAGAUCGACUUCCUAAAUCGAAAGUUAACAAGAACAUACUUGCCUCAAAGAAAUUUGUCAAACUAGCGAUUCGAAGAAAAUACUCGACCAAGAAAACGAAAACUGAUACCAAACAAUCUAAACUACAUAUAAAAUCUUUAAAGGCUGGCAUCAAAGUGAAAAUGACUUUAUCGAAAAACUUGUUUUCGUUGUACCAUUGCUUGAUACCAUUUACAGACGACCGCACAAUGUAUACUUUAUUUAAAGAUGAAAGCAGCAUAAACCAAAUGACCAAUCUUAACCUGUCAGUAUCCGAAAAGACUUUGAUUUCUCGAGGAUUGCAAUUAAUUAAUAAUAAUGUGGUUGAUUUAAAUGAUUAUUCAAACAAGUUAAUAAGAUCAUUUACAAGUAAGGGAAACAACUCUACUCCAACGUUUAACUCAUUGGAUACUGCCCUCAACACAUUGUUUGAAACCAAGAACUUUACUUUGGUUAGAAUAACCCGUUCGACAACUGAUGAUGUCCAUGGCAGCUCUAUUCUAAAGUUGGAAACUGCUACCCCUGGUGAUUUCAAUUUAAUUGACGAUGAGGAAAAUGGAGACGAAAUGUUGCAUAGUCUAGGAAAGGACGGGGAAGUACCCAAUAAUUUGUUUUUCAAAAAAAUUAUUGCUAGACCAAGGUACAAAUCCAAUAUGAAGAUUUAUUUUAUCCCUGAAGUUGCAAAUUAUUCAUUAUAUACCGAUGAAAGAAUGCUUGAACGAGACUUGUACAAUGGAAUAAUUCAAUUAGAAUUUGAAAAUAAUGAUUUGAAUGAUUUAAGUGUUAAACGAUCUAAAGGGUACUCAAGAAAUGUUUUUUGUUCUUUUUGUUAUGAUGGGGUGUUACGAGAUUACAAGAAAUCUUUAUUAGAGAAUGAUAUUGCCGAAGUGUCUCCAUCGAAUGUUCAAUUCAUGAAAUCAUUGACUAAUACGCAUGCAUCUUUGCAACCACCAACAUUACCGGCAGCAAAUGCUCUUUUCCCACAAGCACCAAAACUCCAGCAAUCACCAUCCAAUCAAAGAGCACAAUCAAUAGAUGAUACUAUGAUGGUUUCUUACAAUGACCAACACUAUCCACCUUAUCGUUCAAGUAUUCCUUUGAAUAGACGACCAAGUUUACCUAUGCCCAAGCCACCGCCUGCCUUUAUUCAACAGCCUCAAGCAUUUGAUGUUGUUGCAACCAAUACAGUUCCUUCUAUGAUUCCUUAUCCAGCAACUGUCCCAAAUACUCUCCCUUUGAUGAAUUUUAAACAAUUGCUCCCUCCACAUCAACACCAAUUCCAACAAGAGCCACAAUUAUUACAACAGCAGCAUUUCCCAAACCACCACCAACACCAAUAUCCCACACCACCACCUCACGUACAACUACAACAACCUGUAAUAUUACCACAAACUCCUCGUUCCUCAUCUGUGAAAGAUGGGGUUUUGGGAUUAUUAAGACCAAUCAAUGAGAGAAAAUUUCAACUGUAUCAGGAUAUGGUUGAUAAACAAUACAUGUCUAUCCCAGAAUAA
Candida dubliniensis CD36 is the source of this 1746-nucleotide messenger RNA. RefSeq lists its product as uncharacterized. Lineage: Eukaryota; Fungi; Ascomycota; Pichiomycetes; Serinales; Debaryomycetaceae. Bases 1 to 1746 code for a protein of 581 amino acids. The record is from RefSeq and is a predicted model, not a curated record. The transcript has a single exon.